Molecule: messenger RNA, 2752 nt
Organism: Eptesicus fuscus (big brown bat)
Lineage: Eukaryota; Metazoa; Chordata; Mammalia; Chiroptera; Vespertilionidae
Gene: FOXQ1
Product: forkhead box Q1
Exons: 1
Coding region: 705-1889 (394 amino acids)
Biological process (GO): cell differentiation; regulation of transcription by RNA polymerase II; anatomical structure morphogenesis
Molecular function (GO): RNA polymerase II cis-regulatory region sequence-specific DNA binding; DNA-binding transcription factor activity, RNA polymerase II-specific
Source: RefSeq, a predicted model, not a curated record
CCGGCCCGCCCGGGAGCCACAGCCACCUAAGCCACCCUCUUCCCCCACCCCUCUGUCGUCCGUGCCCAGGCCCCGCCUCCGCAGGUUAUAUUGGGCCGAGCGGAAGGUGGAGGCCAGACGUAGGGGCUGCGGGCCAGCGUGGAGAUGCUUCUCUGGAGGCCCGGGGCGGAAAGGCGGCUGCGGGAGCCACAGCCUCGGGGACUCGUCUCCGUGGGCGCUCAGGGCUGAAGACACCAGACCCUCCCCAAGGGUGGCACGCACUUCCGUGCCCCGUGGACGCCUGCCCGGGACCUGCGGCGUUCAGUGAAGAAACCCUCCGGGUCAGAGAGCAGAUGCCUACACUUCUUCCCUCCAGCAGGAAAUCCCAAGGCCCUUAUGCCUGGGCAGCAGAAGUUAAAGCCGCACACUUGCACACAUUCACCCUGAAGUCUCUCAUCCUCGAACUGAAGACAGCGCUCACCCAACUCUUGCCUCUUCGCCCCUCUUAGUUCACCCAAUAAGCACACCCCUCCAACGAACCAUUCCGGUGGAAUUGGACUCUUCUACGGAAAGUGACUGUCUCUCACAAGAGGAGGGAGAGCUCUCUGGGAGAGAAAGGCGAGGACUCCCGGACCUGAGGCCGCCCCCCCGCCCCCCCGCACCAGCUUCCCAAGACCGCGCAAAGGAAAAGAGUACGGCGCUGAGCCAGGACAGGGUGCGUGGGCAUGGAGUCGGAGGUGUUCAGCCCCCGUGCGGCUCACGAGAUCAAGCCGGGUAGUGAUCUAGAAGGCACAGGAGGUAGCAACGCGCCCUCUCCGCUGUCCGCAGCCGGCGACGACUCCCUGGGGUCGGACGGGGACUGUGCAGCCAACAGCCCAGCAGCGGUAAGCGGCGGUAAGCGGAAUGCGAGGGGUGCGCCUGCCGCCGAGGAGGAGGGCCCGGUUGCGGCGGGGAUCGUAGAGGAGGGCGCCGCAGGGCCCGGGGCCGAGAGCGCAGGGGUCGGUGAGGGCGGGCGCAGCAAGCCGUACACGCGGCGGCCCAAGCCCCCGUACUCGUACAUCGCGCUUAUAGCCAUGGCCAUCCGCGACUCGGCGGGCGGGCGCCUGACGCUGGCGGAGAUCAACGAGUACCUCAUGGGCAAGUUUCCCUUCUUCCGCGGCAGCUACACGGGCUGGCGCAACUCCGUGCGCCACAACCUUUCGCUCAACGACUGCUUCGUCAAGGUGCUGCGCGACCCCUCGCGGCCUUGGGGCAAGGAUAACUACUGGAUGCUCAACCCCAACAGCGAGUACACCUUCGCCGAUGGUGUCUUCCGUCGCCGCCGCAAGCGCCUCAGCCACCGGGCACCGGUCCCCGCACUCGGGCUGCGGCCGGAGGAGACCACAGCCCCGCCGCCCGCUCCCGCUCCCACGCCCGCGGCCCCGAACUCGCCCGGUGCGCGCUCCUCCGCCCGCCAGGAGGGGCGCGCCAGCCCCACGGGCAAAUUCUCCAGCUCCUUCGCUAUAGACAGCAUCCUCAGCAAGCCCUUCCGCAGCCGCCGCGACGGGGACACGGCCCCCGUGGUGCGGCUGCAGUGGGGCGCUGCGCCCUGCCCGCCGCUAUCCGCGUAUCCCGCGCUCCUCCCCGGCGCGCCUGGCGGGACCCUACUGCCGCUCUGCGCGUACGGAGCGGCUGAGCCUGCGCUGCUGGGCGCGCGCGGAGCCGAGGCGCCGCCGCCCGCGCCGCACCUCCUGCUCGCGCCUUUCUCCUCCUCCGUCCCCGCCAAGCCCUUCCAAGGCCCUGCGGCUGGCGGCGGCAGGGGCGGCGCUCACUUGUACUGCCCCCUGCGGCUGCCCGCGGCCCUGCAGGCGGCCUCCUCCCGCGGCCAGGGCGCGCACCUGCCCUACCCCGUGGAGAAGCUCCUGGCCUGAACUGGCUGGCUGGCUGGCUGGCUGGCUAGCUGAGCCCCGCCGGGGUGGGCACCCUAGGAGACGCCGCUAUCGCACGUUCAGGGCUUUGCACUUUCUGUCCAGAGAAAAGGAGCUUUAAAAGAAAAUUCUCCAUCAAACGUGCCUUACCGCUAAAGGGUUUUUGACAGAAGUGUUUAAACUUAGUCCAGAAUAUUUCCUUCCUCUUUUAUAACUUUACAGAGGACCAAAGCAAUAUUUCAUAGUUGUUUGAGUUUCUUUACCAAGCCUGUCUCUCCCUUCCUUCACCGACUUUUCCUCUCUUCUUACUGCCCAGGCACUCCCUCAUUCCUACCAUUUUUGUUGCACCUUCCAUUGAUUUGUUCCUAACAAAAGAAAAAGAAAAAAGCACAUCAGGGAACCACUCCGUAUGAUAAAUGAUAUGACUACUGCUUGGGGUUUGUUGGGCCCCUGUUCCAUGUGUACGUAUGUGACUGAAUGUGAGAGAGGUGUCUGAAUCUUCAGUCAUUUCUCUGCUAUUGACCAAUGCUUCACUGUGCCAAAAAGAUUAAAAACAUAUAUAUUGUUGGGUUUUAUAAUUAAAUUAUUUAUAUAUUUUUGAAAUCUGGAUUGAGAAAGUUGCAGGCAACAAGCUACAGCUUUAUUCAUGGUUUGGUGAUCACUCACUGUGGUCUCCCUGGGCCAAGCAAUUUCUUUAAAGCAAAAGUUGACCUUAUGUAUGUAAAGUGCCAGGACCACUGCCACGUGAAAGCAAUUGUGAUUUUUAUUUUUGUUAUUUUAUUUGUAUCUGUGUACAUAUUCAUGUAUAAAUUUUAUGAAACCCAGGCAUAGUGCUUAUUUUUAAAUAAAACUCGCAACUGACUUUA